CCAGCAGGUCUUGAGCUCUCUUCCCGCGCAAAAGGAUUCUAACUUCUCAAAAACUUUGUUUUCAGGCAGUUUCCUCCAGAACCUUCAGGGGGUUGGUGGAACUUGAUCCGAAGGUAGAAUGGCCAUGGCAUCUCAAGGUCAAUGUCUGAGUUCCAGUUCAGAUAAAAACCGUAAAGUGAACUUUCGAGAGAGGCUUCUGAUUAUUGAUUCACAACUGGGGGUCAAGGAUGUGGAGAAACUGAAGUUUCUCUGCCAGGACUUUGUCUCCCACAAGAAGUUGGAGACGUGCAGCUCAGCCUUGGAUAUCUUUGAUCUUCUCUUGGCAGCAGACCUGCUGCGUGAGGAAGACUCUUUCUUCCUCGCGGAACUCCUUUAUAUCCUCGAGUGGAUAUCACUGCUGAGGCACCUCAACUACACCAAACAGCAAGUGGAGAGUUUGCUGCCCACCCAAAGGAAGGUCUCUCUGUUUAGAAACCUGCUCUAUGAACUGUCAGAAGGCAUCAUCCCAGAGAACUUACAGAGCAUGAUCUUCCUGCUGGGAGACUCGAUUCCCAAAAUCCCAAUGACUUCUCUAGGUUUGCUGUUGUAUCUCGAGAAACAAGGUAAAAUAGAUGAAGAUAAUUUGACAUCCCUGGAGUACCUCUGUGGAAAAACUGUACCUAAACUUGUAGAAAAGAUAGAGAAGUAUAAAAGAGAGAAAGCUGCCCAGUUAGCGACACUUCCUGUAGACAAGGAAACUGAGUCAUUGCAUCAAGGAGAGGAAGAGCUAUUUUCCCGAUCAGACACUACAAAAUUUCUUAGAGCCUUACAGGAGGGGCCUUGUCAAAAUGAGCAUACAAGGAGUAAUGGUGACAGAGCAACAAAUGGUGCACUGGCCUCGGUCUCCAUGAUCCCAGCAUCUGCCACCCUGGGAGCAUCUCCCAACACUCUGAAUUCUGAAGCCAGCACAAAGGAGGUAGCUGUGUACAGGAUGCAUGGGAAACACAGAGGCCACUGUGUCAUUGUCAACAACCACAGAUUUACCUCCACCUCCCUGCCAGACAGACCAGGGACCCAUAAAGAUGCUGAGUCCCUGAAGCGUGUGUUUCAGUGGCUUGGGUUCACAGUACACACACAUGUUGAUGUGACCAAAGGGCGUAUGGAUGAGGUUCUGCAGGAACAGAAGAGCCAUCCGGGCCAUGCUGACGGGGACUGCUUCGUGUUCUGUGUUCUGACCCAUGGGAAAGAUAGGAUGGUCUACUCUUCAGACGGGGUCCCCAUUCCCAUUGGGGAGAUCCUAUCUCACUUCACAGCCCAGCAGUGCCCUGGACUGGUUGGAAAACCUAAGCUCUUUUUCAUCCAGGCCUGCCAAGGCGAAGCGAUACAACCUUCUGUGCCCAUUGAAGCAGAUGCCCUGAACCCUGAGGACACAUUCCCGCCUCUGGAGUACAGAAUUCCCAUCACGGUGGAUUUCCUGCUUGGGCUGUCCACUGUCCCAGGCUAUCUAUCCUUUCGACACAUGGAGGAAGGCAGCUGGUAUAUUCAGUCUCUGUGUAAGCAUCUGAAGAACUUUGUCCUAAGACACGAAGACAUCUUAUCCAUCCUCACUGUUGUCAACCAUGAUGUGAGUCGAAAAGCGGACAUCCGUGGAAUAAAGAAGCAGAUGCCCCAGUCUGCCAACACACUAACAAAAAAAGUAGUAUUCCCUGCGCCACCUGGAGCACUUCAGUGGUAGCAGAGAGUCUUCAUCGGCCGUUAGACUUGAAAGGAACCUGUGGCUUUGUCCUGCAACCUCCCACCCCGCACAGCAAUCAGUGGUGGGUGGUAAGCUGGUCUCCACCUGUGCUUCUCGUGAUAGGAAACACCCUGUUUUCAGACACAGUCAAUUCUGUUUUUUCUUUUUUUUUUUUGACA
Propithecus coquereli (Coquerel's sifaka) is the source of this 1893-nucleotide messenger RNA. RefSeq names its product caspase 10, apoptosis-related cysteine peptidase (gene CASP10). Lineage: Eukaryota; Metazoa; Chordata; Mammalia; Primates; Indriidae. The transcript is spliced from 10 exons. Gene Ontology annotation, biological process: negative regulation of extrinsic apoptotic signaling pathway via death domain receptors; proteolysis. The record is from RefSeq and is a predicted model, not a curated record. Gene Ontology annotation, molecular function: protein binding. The coding region runs from base 119 to 1714 and encodes 531 amino acids.